AUGGAGGAGCCAGAGAGCCCAGCAUUUGAGCCUGUCAGCCCUCCCCAGCGGGCCAGCUCAAUUGCACGUGCAUCGUCGCGAUCUCUGUCUGUCAAGGAUACGCCAAAGAAGCUGGAGCCUGCUGGUCGCAACCGCUCAUCCCGUACCAGUCAACGCGGGCGCGCUGUCAGCUCCACGCCUUCGGUAGCCGGCACAAGACGCAGCCAGUCGGUCAUUUCUCAGCCGGAUGAGCCAUCCACCGAGUAUCAUCCCAAGGUCAAAAAGGAAGCUUCCACUCCGCGCCUGCACGAAGAGACUGGGGACACGACCGCAGAUGAAAGUGUUCAUGGUAAGAACAUGGCAACUCCCGGAAGUGUUUCGUCGCGUGUGUACAAGCGAAAGCGACAGGAUACCCCGCACGAGCCUCCUGCACCGCCGACGCAUGUUUUAUGGACACGAGGUUUCACAAAAGUCUCGUCAUCGGCACUGGACCAAAUCUCCAGUCACCGAGAUGCAAAUAUGUUUGCCACGGGUAUCCGCGAACGCGACGCGCCCGGCUACCACCAAAUCGUGCUUCAGCCUCAGGACAUUACGAAAAUCCGCGCAGCAAUUAAGCAUGGCAAUAAAGCUGCCUCUACCGCUGCGUCGAACCUCCCCGGUGGUGACCCUGGCGGCCCCAGCGUCUGGCUGCCCGUCUCCGAAGACCUGACACCACCCCAAUCCAUCAUUAAUAGCGCGCAGCUCGAGCGAGAACUGGUUCACAUGUUCUGCAACGCCAUAAUGUACAACCCUGAUCCCGACCGCGGUCCCGGGCAGGCAUUCAUGAAUCGCCUGCGGGACGAGGAGGAGGAAGUCGUCGGCUACCGCGUCGACGAGGACGGCGUUGUUCGAAAUACGCGGGGCAUGUUUGUCGAGGUCGAGAAGCUCCUCAGCGACUUGCGCAGUGCUGAAAAGGACCGCGAGCCGCUCCCGCCUACCGCUGCCGGCACUGCGACCGCCGUAGCCACGACGGAAACGAGUGCCGCUGCUCCCUCGGGUGCUGACGACACGGCGGAGGAAGAGGAUGACGAGGAUGGAGAGGGCGAUGGGCAGUCGGCGCCAAAGAGAAGACGCGUCUCCGCGAGAAGCUAG
Messenger RNA from Akanthomyces muscarius, 1110 nucleotides. RefSeq lists its product as uncharacterized. Gene Ontology annotation, cellular component: NuA4 histone acetyltransferase complex. The transcript has a single exon. The coding region runs from base 1 to 1110 and encodes 369 amino acids. NCBI's taxonomy places the organism in Eukaryota, Fungi, Ascomycota, Sordariomycetes, Hypocreales, Cordycipitaceae. Gene Ontology annotation, molecular function: protein binding. The record is from RefSeq and is a predicted model, not a curated record.